Messenger RNA from Toxotes jaculatrix (banded archerfish), 10048 nucleotides. RefSeq names its product endothelial PAS domain protein 1b (gene epas1b). Bases 659 to 3277 code for a protein of 872 amino acids. Gene Ontology annotation, molecular function: RNA polymerase II transcription regulatory region sequence-specific DNA binding; protein dimerization activity; DNA-binding transcription factor activity, RNA polymerase II-specific. The transcript has 16 exons. Gene Ontology annotation, biological process: cellular response to hypoxia; regulation of transcription by RNA polymerase II. Lineage: Eukaryota; Metazoa; Chordata; Actinopteri; Toxotidae. Gene Ontology annotation, cellular component: transcription regulator complex; cytoplasm; nucleus. The record is from RefSeq and is a predicted model, not a curated record.
UCUGUGUGCGCGUCGUUAUCGGCCACAGUAAGAUUUUACUGCGGGAACAGGCCUCCGCACUCUCAGCUCGCACCUGUUGCAGUCAGGGACAAACAGGUAGGAGCACAGGACCCACCGCGGAGGGCGGGGCUGUCCCGGGGGGCGGCUUCCGGCGCCUUUUCCAGCCAAUCGGCUCUGCGGGACUCGGACAGCGGCUGUCAUCGUGCCAGCUGAGCUUCAGGUCAAAGACCGAGCAGCUUUGGGAGUUUUCAGAUCUGCAAGUGAGGAAAAGUUUUGACAAGCGGACCUGCGGGCGGCUCGUUUCAGCGGCGGCGGCAGCAGCAGCAGCAGCGGUUCAGCGUCCAGCGCCAGCCUGUGUGGAGUUUUUCUGCGGGUGAGAGGCUGUACAAUCCUCGGCAGUGUUCUGAGACUGUACGGCCCCGAUCCCCUCCAGCCUGGACGGUCACAGCUCAGCCUGCCCGGGUCCAUGGACUAAGAGUUGACAGGUUUGAUGACCUGAUCCCCCGGGAUCCUUCUGACCUGCGCCCUUCGACGUAAAACACGCGUUUUUUUUUUUUGUUUGUUUGUUUUUUCUUUUUCUUUUUACUUCAUUUGAAUUUAAAGGUGGACUUAACGUAGACCGUCGGGAGUUACAACGCUGAUUGUGCACAGGAGAAACAUGACGGCCGACAAGGAGAAGAAGAGGAGCAGCUCAGAGCGUCGUAAGGAGAAGUCUCGGGAUGCAGCUCGGUGCAGGCGCAGCAAAGAGACAGAAGUUUUCUACGAGCUGGCUCACCAGCUGCCUCUCCCACACAGCGUCAGCUCUCACCUGGACAAGGCCUCUAUAAUGAGGCUGGCUAUCAGCUUCCUGCGAACACGCAAGCUGCUCACCACAGGCUGCAGCAGCAGGAGCAGUGACGGUGACGAGGACGACCAGAUGGACAGUCUGUACCUGAAGUCUCUGGAGGGCUUCAUCACUGUGGUAACAUCAGACGGCGACAUGAUAUUCCUGUCUGAGAACAUCAACAAAUUCAUGGGGCUCACGCAGGUGGAGCUCACCGGUCACAGCAUCUUUGACUUCACCCAUCCAUGUGACCAUGAGGAGAUCAGAGAAAACCUCAGCCUGAAGACAGCUGGCAGCGGUUUUGGUAAAAAAGGCAAAGAGCUGAGUACCGAGCGAGAUUUCUUCAUGAGGAUGAAAUGCACAGUGACCAACAGAGGACGCACCGUCAACCUCAAGUCAGCCAGCUGGAAGGUGCUGCACUGCACCGGACACCUGAAGAUGUACAACAGCUGCCCUCCGAGAGUGCUGUGUGGCUUCAAAGAGCCUCCGCUCACCUGCGCUGUUCUGAUGUGCGAACCCAUCCCACACCCAUCCAACAUUGACACGCCGCUGGACAGCAGGACCUUCCUGAGCAGACACAGCAUGGACAUGAAGUUCACCUACUGUGACGAGAGGGUAACAGAACUGAUGGGUUACAGUCCUGAGGAUCUGCUGGGUCGUUCGGUGUACGACUUUUACCACGCCCUGGACUCAGACAGCGUCACCAGGAGCCACCACAACUUGUGCACCAAGGGUCAGGCAGUGAGCGGCCAGUACCGAAUGCUGGCUAAGAACGGAGGCUACAUCUGGGUUGAAACCCAGGGAACUGUUAUUUAUAACAACCGCAACUCCCAGCCGCAGGGCAUCGUGUGCAUAAACUACGUGCUCAGCGACAUCGAGGAGAAGUCCAUGAUUUUCUCCCUGGAGCAGACGGAGUCCCUGUUCAAGCCGCGCCACAUGAGCAGCUUCUUCACCGCUGGAGGCGCAGGUGUGACCGAGGAUCCGGGAGAGGCCCUGUUCACCAAACUCAAAGAGGAGCCGGAGGACUUGGCCCAGCUGGCUCCAACACCUGGGGACACAAUCAUUUCCCUCGACUUUGGUCGCCCUCAGUUCGAGGUGUCUGCCGCAGCUAUGCCCCCUCCAGGACCUCCGUCCUGGGCCAGCGACAGCCACAAGCCCGCCCCUCCGGCAUCAGGCCAAACCCCGGCUCCGGUUGCAGGCGACAUGGCUAACAUGGCUGGUACCUUCACAGUGCAGCAGAACCCGCCGCCGGGCAGCGCCACUCCGAGCCUCAGCAGCUGCUCCACGCCCAGCAGCCCAGGUGAUUACUACAGCUCCGUGGAGAGUGACCUGAAGGUGGAGCUGACUGAGAGGCUGUUUGCUCUGGACACCGAGACAAACAACAGUCCCACCAACACUGAGAGGGACUUAAGCGACUUGGACCUGGAGACCUUGGCUCCUUAUAUCCCCAUGGACGGAGAAGACUUCCAGCUGAAUCCCAUCAUUCCAGAGUCAGAGCCCCUGGAGGGGGGUCCAGCAGGAACCAUGGGGAGCAACAGCAGCCUGCCACAAACACGCCAGGCAUCCCAGCAGAGCUUCAGCAACAUCGCCAGCCUCUUCCAGCCCCUGUCCUCCCCUACUCAGCCCCAAGGCCACUACCAGGCCCAGCCAGCUGCAUCCUGGGCUACAGGGGAUAAGAAAGGCUCCAGCCAGGGGACCAUGAACCCCCGUACUGGGUCAUACAUGAUGGGGCAUAUGCAGAAUCCACCGUACCAAGCCCCAGCCAGCACCCCUCUGUCCUCUAUGGGUGGCAGGCAGAAUCUGCAGUGGCCACCGGACCCUCUGUUAACUUACCAACAACAACCUCGAGCCACCAAGGCCUACCUGAUGGACACUUUGUCAGGAGAGGCUCGUCCGUCCUGCCAGCAGAACAUGACGCAUCUCAUGCAGAAACAGAGGUCCAUCGACAAUUUUGUACAAGCCCACAGAGACAUGAGUCCAGCCAGAAUGGCCCUGACCAACAGUAUCAAGCGCUCCUUCACCCAGAUGGCUGUGGGCGAAAGUAAGUCAGAAAUCAUAUGGAAGAAGAUGAGGGGCGACAGUUGCGUUGCCAUGGAUCGCUCCCUCAGCGCAGGAUCACUGACAGAGUCAGGGAUGAGCAGGAUGAUGCUGGGCAGCAUGUCUUCAUGUCUCAGCUCUCUGCAACAGCACAGGAAGUCUCAGUAUCCAGGAAAUGGGUUAGGUGGUGCAAAUGAGAAAGCCUUCCCCCAAAAGAGCUGCAACUACACCAGUUACAACAUGUUGCCUUCUAACAAGACUGAGGGUAUAGCUAGUCGUUUGCUGGGCCCUUCGUUUGAGCCUUCCUGUCUGCCGGAGUUGACCCGUUACGACUGUGAGGUCAAUGUCCCGCUGCAGGGCAACCUGCACCUCCUCCAGGGCUGUGACCUGCUGAGAGCCCUGGACCAGGCCACCUAGAGCCCCAGAUUCAAACCCCACCAUAGACCCAGAUUAAUCACAGCCCUGAUCCUCAACCUGCAGCCCAAGACUUAAGCCUGUAUCUCUACCUUCAUACCUCUGGGCCCUCUGAAAGCCCUGAGGCUAAGCUACCUAUAGGAAAUGGUAUUCAUAACCACAUCCUGCCUUGUUUAGCAUAUCUGUCUCAGCCCUACACUCAGUUCCCUGUCCCUUCUGUAGUUCUGUACCUUGACCAUCUAAACAAGCUGAGAUAUCAGAGUCAAGCCACUUUCACCCCUUUUGCCCAAGCUUGUGACUCAGAUCAGAUGCAGGUUGAUCUCCGGUGUACAAAAGUUGCCCUGCAUUGAGCCGGCCACAAAGAGGGCCCACGCGUGUAAGAUAACCAGGGUCUGUUGGUGAAAAAAAAACAACAUGGGACCAUUAACUAGCCGAGUACAAAACGAUGUCUGUCCUGUGUUAACAAGUCUAGACACUGGGAUUUCUCCGGUCACCAGGUUCGGGGUAAGCGUCUCUCACAGGUCAGCUCUGUGUCCAGAUACACAAACUGAACCCGGGUCUUUGGUGUAAACAGGGUAUUAGAGGUGUGGGAUUCAAAUACACAAUCUGCCUUAAAGGCCAGCUCUGCCCAAACAUCUGCAGCCAUGCACCGCGGCCUACCAGCUGUUUCCUGCCGUGACUUAAGUGGGAAUCCACGACCAAGCUACCUAUAAGCACGGGUUUCAAACCUACAGCCUGUUUCUUAUCCAGACCCUGUCUCCUUUCCAGAACUAAACCCUGAUAUGAACUCUAUGCAGCCCAGCUCCCAGCCUUACUUUCUCUUUAUCAGCUGACUCAUUUAAGCUCAGAGGAGAAGAGAUACUACCCAGACUUUAACAGAGACACUGUGUUCUUUCACUUAGUGUAUUUGACCAGCGAUUAGACCCAGACCACUUUUCUCGUUCCAGUCAAAGCCUCAAAGUAAGAGUUGGGUAUAAUGAAUUGGUUCUGAAUUGUAGCCAUUUUAAAAUUAAUAAUAAGAACCAAGGAUUCUUAACAGAACACAGUUUGAUUCUGCUUAUCGAUUCCCAAAGAUUCAUUUUUGAUCACUACGGUGCUCGAUGUAAUCACUGCACCAAAAUAAUUAUUCAGGGGAGGUGCAGUUUGCACAGUGUAGGGCUGGUAACAGCAGUGGUUCUCAACUUCUUUUUUCUUUUUCUCACGAUUUAUUAAAAUUUGAAAUCUGUUUAAAAACCUGAGCUGCUGUUUUACUCUUUGAACCUCUUACAUUUUUUCACUUUAUUGAUUGUUAGAGGCCAAAAAGGGAUACAACUAUUAAUUCACAUGAAACAAGCAAAAAUUAGGUCUGAAAAAAAUUAAACAGAAAUUUGUCUACAAGAACUGUAUUUUCCUUUUUGAAAUUGCUUUUAAAAUCUAGUCACCACGUGUAUUUCGAUGUAGAAUUUUUGAUGACUCAGAAUAUUCAACCCAAGUAAAAACAUUUAACUUGUACAUGUAGAGAUAUAUAGAGAAUAUUUCUGUUUCUUAAAGUGUAUCACAAGUGUGUUUAAGACACAGAUGUUUUUUUCCCCCUUUCUCUUUAACCAUAUUUAGGAUUUCAUUUCACUCAAGAAUCAGAAACUGGAAUCAAUAAGCAGAAUCAGAGUCAGAGUCAGACCUUUCUCUGCUCAAGCCUUUUUCUCAUAUACAAACAGAAACACUUACACAGUCAUCAGCCGGCCUCUUCUCGCCUGAGUCCAUCUCACCUCAGUCACUGUAACAUCCUCAUCUGUUGAAAUAAGAAAGUAGAGCAGUUAGUUCAUACGGAGGGAACUCUGAUUCUCACAACGUAAACUGGUUCACAUAAGUAUUACAUCUGUUUGGGUCCAUUUUAAUGACAUUUGCAUUAUAUUGUUAUUUUAGUUCUUAUAAUUAGUCUCUACUUUGUUAUCGAACUGAGACAUUUUAACUUCUAUCAAAAUUUAAUCCAAAUCGACAGGACACGUUACCGUAUCAAUACUUCUUUGUUUCUUCUCUCUCUUGUUUGAUGUUCUUACUCUACCUACCAGACACUUUUAUUUUUUUGUGUCUAUCUCUCACACACACACUAAUAAACAUAUAUUGCAAUACAUGUACUCUACUACAAGAUGAAUAUUGUUAAGUUUUAUUUUAUAAGUUUUUUUUCCGCUCUCUUCUUCUUAAAACUGUCUGAUUUGUUUUCUCUCACUCUCACCUCUCUGUCAGGUAAGUAGAUCAUGUGACUACAGGGUUUUUUUUUCUUAUUGUGCAAUUAUUUCUUUGAACUAAAGCUUAUAUAGUCAGCGACAAAGCUAGCCUUAUUUACCAAACUGAUAGCUUGUACAAAGGAAUCUGGCUUGCACACGCUAAGAGUUCACUUGAUUAUAUGUUGCAGGUUUACACACACACACUUUACGCAAUACAGAAAACCAGACAAACCAGGUGUGUGCACAGAUUACCUGAGGGGGAGGGAUGGAAAAGGGGAACCUCUCUUACAUGCAGGUUUCAAUUUUAGGUUCAGUGUUUGCCCGUAAAAGACCUUAAGCGUGUUAAGUGUUUUUGGCUCCUUAACUAUAAUAUACUAUACAAUUUUACAUUGUAUUUUUUUCUGCUGUUCCAGGCAGCUAAUGGUUUAUAUUCAUUUCUGUGCUGUAUGAAAUUUUUUCAAUCACAUUCUCUGUGUGUGGUAAUGCUGUUUACCUUCAGCUUGAUUUGAAAAGUCCACACAGCAUUAUAUGAUUAACUGAAUUUAAUUAUUUUAUUUAAAAUACAUUAUAUAGGGCCACAACUCACAAUUAUUUUCAUUUUGAAUUUUAUUUUCUCAAGUAAUUGAUUGUUUUCUCUAUGAAAUGUCAGAAACUAGUGAACAAUGCCUCUUAUUUUCCAGAGUCUAAGGCUGCGUAUUCAAACUGUUUUAUCUGACCAUGAGUCCAAAAUCCAAAGAUACACACUUAAGUCUGAAAAGACAGAGGAAAGUCAUACAACAAAUAACAACAGAUGAUACACACACUGUACAUGCAAAAAGCAGAGCAGCUCUGUAACUCAAAUCAAGCUACAAAUGACUGAGAAACCAUCUCUGCAUUACUGAUAAUGUAACUUAGAGUGUUGUCAUUCAUUUUCACUUCAGACAGAAAUGAAUAGAAAACAGUGUGUACCUGGGCUGGUAGAAUCGUUUCAAAAAAGUUUGCCGUGAUGUGAAGUACAUGAGAUUUGUAGUAAAUAUUCUAAAGUCACUGGUUUGCUUCUUUGCGCUAACUGACUAACUACCCCUCCAUCCAGGAGGGCAACUGGACUAACGAGUGCCAAGUGAUAAGGCUGAGCUGGUAUUUGGGCUCAUCAACCUUAAAUGCCCCUUUGGUUUUCUAUUAGGGCAAAAAGUAAGCUUUACAGUGUGUCAUUAAAAAAAGAUGAGAGGUCAGUCCCUCCCACUCCUGUGCACACCACUGCACAAACCACACAGUGUAAGGACUACAUAAUCACUUUCUCAUUCAGUCUACAUGUACAUAGCAGACGCAGCAGCUUUGGUUUCAGUGCCGUACAGCAGCCUGUGAAGUGACUUGAAAGUGGAGUGUAUGUAUUAUUCUUUAUGAUUAGGACAAGGCCAGUUUUUCUUCUAAUCCAUGACAGAGUGGCUGCCAGUACCAGAAGGCUUUUUAAAACAGAAAUACGUUAGUCAUCCUAAUACACGAUAGACUAAGAGUAAAGUUUAUUUUCAAACUAAAAAUCAUUUUAAGCCAAAUGAAUUAUAUUAAAGCAGAUAAUUCUGCCAGUAUCAUGAUGAUACAGGCAGAAUGAACUGCCUUCCCUGAAAAAAAAGUUCUCACCAGUUUUCUCUGUUCUUUCCACUCCUAUUCUCUCAAAGUAUUUUUCUUAAUCUCACUAUUUUUUUUUUUUUUGAGGUAAUUGUCUUUGUGUGGUGACCACUUUUGAGUAUGAAUUAUAGAGCAUUGUACACAUAUACGUUACGUAUUUAAAAAGACAAAACUAAUGUUGAAGAUAGUGUUUUUAGUGUUUAUGUGUCCUGGUACUUUGUCCUUAUCUACCCCUGUAGAAGCAGAUGGAUCAGAUCCCUCGCAGUGCUGUUUCCCCUCGUGCUGUUUCCGUGUUGUGGCUUUUUUUUUUUUUCCCUCCAGAGUUUUAUCCUAAAAUAUCUAUUGAAUCUGUUGGCUGGCCAGUACUGUUUUUGUUCUUGCUUUAAGAAGAUAAAAAAGUAAAAAAUAAAAAUAACAGGAAAACAGGAAAAAAGUUCAGAUUAAAAGAUAAAUAUCAGUUUUCUAAGUUCCACUUUUCAGAUAUGUAGCAUUUUGAAUAUUGUAAAGAAGGUGAAGUUGCCACAUAAUUAAUCACAUAGUUUUCCAGUUGCAUAUAUAAUAGCAAUGGUGCUUCAUAGACCACGUAUGUGUCAUUUUUAGAACUUUUAUUACAUCUCUUGGAUCCACUAACACUGUAUUUUUAUGUUCCUCGUUUUAUGUCAUGCUGAAAUGUUCUUUAAAGUUCAUUUUAAUCCAUAUAAUGUGCCUUAUCGUGACUUUAUGGUUGUCUCAACACAUACUGAGUUCACCCUUCAAGAGCACAGUUUGUUUCCUGCGACCUGUAGAUGACAUCCUUCAGCUAUGGGGCUUAUUGUUGAACAUAAUCCCAAAGUGACACUGCAUCUUAUCCAAAAGUUAAAUGUAUUAAAGUUAUUAUUAUUUUCUGAGAUAAUAAUCAUAGACGUGUCAUAGUUGGGAUGAUUUUAAUAAUAAACCCUCAGGUUUUGUAGUCAGCAGCUCCUCCAUAGCCUCUUCCUAGUGAUGGAAUAUACAGUAAAAGCCUCAUUCAUUCAAGCAGAACCCAAACAGAACCCAUCGUAGAUCCCCUGGUGAUGACGAGUCAAAUUUUGUUUUAAGGUUUUUAAGGAAAUGGAUUCCCCAGCUCAUCAAACGACCUAACAGUCGGUUUGUCUUUGAAGCUGCUUGUGGGUUUUUAGGUUUAGUUGAAUAAGACUUGACUGUACAGUAAAAGUUCUACUGGGGGGGGGGGGGGGGGGGCAUAUGUUAAGUUAGUGCCUUGCUUGAUACACAUUUUAAAAGUCAAAAAUUUGCCUGUCUUGAUCGCCCACGAUUUUGUUAGGUUAGUUUUAACACAAAAGCUUUAAAUUCUUUUUUUUUUUUUUUUUUUUUAACAAACUGGGUUGUAUCUUCAGGCUUUGGCUGUUUUUUUUCUACCCAUUACAAUCACAUUUGUAGACCACUUUAGUUGCGGAGACACAGAGAUGAAUUGCAUUCGAUCAUUCAGCAUCAAGUCACAGUUUAAGUAUAUUACAGUAUCUAAAACUGAACUUUGGAAGUGAAACACAAAGUGAAAGGACUCUUCUGAAGCUCUCCUGCAGUGGUGCUGUGUCUCUACAAUCAAAGUGGUGACUAAAGUGCCACAGCUGAUUGUAAUGAAGUCCAAUGCUAUGAAGAUUUAAUCCAGGCUGUAAAAAAAAAAAAUGGAUUGGAGAUGAACAUUAUCCUGAGAGGGGAUGAGGGCUGAGAAACAGUUAUGAAGGAGAUAUGAAAAGAAGUGAUGUGGAGUUGAGUGACACAUGAAGAGAGAUUCAGCCUGCUCAGCCUGCCCACUGACGCAGAUCUCUCCACCCGGCACAUCACUCAUCUGUUUCUCCUCACUCACCCUCUCUCUUCACUUUCCUCAAAAUCAAUUUGAUUGUUUUUGCUCCCAAUGUGUCAGAGGUUUUUUUUUUUUUUAAAUCAAUGUUUAAAUUGGAAAUUCUUUAUAUGUCAGAGUAAAAAAAUCUGUAAAUGGAGAAAUGGAGACUCAUAACAUGUUGAAUCAUUAUAAUUAUUCUCAUUGUACAUUUACAGCGCAAUAUAGAGCUGCUCUCAAAGAGCUCAAGUGCUAAGGCAGUUUUUGGAGACCAAAGAGGUUUCAGGAAUACAUUAAAUGUUUUGAAACAUGCACAUGGAAGAAGAACAGCACCUCAGAGAGGCUUUUUAGCUGAUGAGAUUUGACCUAAACUGUGUUAACGUAUGUGGAAAGAGUUGGUUAGAUGGAAGUCGAUUUUAGAAUAUAAAACGUAGAGAGAGAGAGGGAGUCCCGCCACCAUUUUAGGUUAGCUUCUGCCCCACUAGCUUUGGCCAGACAAGUUAAAAUUGAAAAUGUUCUAAACUAAGAUAAAACAAGUUAUUUUGUUAGCAUUCAAGAGCCACACCUCUGUUGAGUCUCAGCAGGUGGAGCUUUCAGAUGCUUUUAUUGUUUUAUCUUAGAACAGAAAAAACACCAGGAACAGGCGUCGGUUAUUCAGAAAGACAGAAUAAAGACAGCUAUCUCUGAGAAAAUCAACGAGUGGCGGACGCUAGUGGAAAAGAUGCUAACCCAAAACCGGGCGGGGCCUCUGUUCUCUAUUUUAAAUCUAGAAGGCCUAUCACCAGUCCCAGUGCUCGGCAUGCUGUGCUGCUUGAAGGGGCUCAAAACAAAAGUGACAAAAAGCUUCAGGAUUUCAUUCACUCGUUCACUGCACCUCCUCUUUAAAGACGAUGUCAGCAUUUUGUCUCGUCUUGUGUAACAACAGGGUUUUUUGUUUUUCCUUAUGGGAUCCAUGUUCUGUUUUUGUCGAUGUCAUACAGUACAUUUAUAUUAGCUUAUUCUGCAUUUUUUUAAUAUGCUAAAAAUUCAUAUUGAUCUUAUUAUUAUCAUAUAUUGUUAUCAUUGUUAUUACUAUAUGGGGAAUUUAACCCAAUAAGAAGUUUGUGUUUCUGCACUGAUAUCUUAUUAAAGCAUACUGAUCUUACCCUC